AAAAAAUGAAAUAACAAAGUUUAGUUCACUGAUAAAAAGUUUGUCUUCUCUUACGAGGAUAUGAAAUUGCUAUUCGCUUCUGUCAAUAAUCAAAUAUCGUAGGAGCUGUCUUUCCGAACGAUAUGCCGAAGAGGAGUGUUGGUAGGGUGUUUUAUAUAUGGUCGUUUUUUCUUCGGUGUCUUUAAAAUCUUCCUUUAGUCAGACUAAAAUGGGUACUUUAUGGAGUUCGUACGUUACACAUCCCGAUAUAACGCCAGAGGCGGAAACUGCGCCGACUUUUGAUCCAUUGUAUGGAUUUCAAAACGGUCGAAAAGCGAGAGUGAUGAUUGCCACGGAUGCAGAAAUGAAGGCAGCCAGAAUACCGAAGAGAUUCAGAGAUUAUUGCGCUCAUAAGUUCUUAGAAUUGGAAGACUGCAGAAAAUAUCAUUUUCCCAUGAUGAACAAAUGCGAUCAUCAGAAUCACGCUUAUCAACAAUGCCAAUACGAGGAUUACGUUCUGCGGAUGAAGGAAUUUGAAAGGGAACGCAGACUUUUGGAAAGACAGAAGAGGAAACAGCAAGCUGCGGCUGCUUGAAGGAAUUGUCUCGUAGAUGUAUAGGAAUGUUGAAAUUUAUUGCUCGCAAUUUAGAAUUCGCAAGUACAGGUUCUUUUCUGUUCCUGUAUACAUUUAUUUAUAUAUAUAUAUAUAUAUAUGUAUAUAUAUAUAUGUAUGUGCACAUACAUAUAAAUAUAUCGUGUAAAUAAAAGUUGAAAAUUGUAAUAAACCGUUCUACAUAGUUUUAUCAUUUCAGCAGUCAUGGACGACUUUCGUGGCGGUUAUAAAGUAAAGAGGAUACGACUGGAAAGAAAUGAUAUUGUAGUUGGCGUUACAAAAGGAGAAAAUACAUAUUUACAAAACA
Molecule: messenger RNA, 899 nt
Organism: Vespula pensylvanica (western yellowjacket)
Lineage: Eukaryota; Metazoa; Arthropoda; Insecta; Hymenoptera; Vespidae
Gene: ND-B18
Product: NADH dehydrogenase [ubiquinone] 1 beta subcomplex subunit 7
Exons: 3
Coding region: 158-574 (138 amino acids)
Cellular component (GO): mitochondrion
Source: RefSeq, a predicted model, not a curated record